This is a messenger RNA of Colletotrichum spaethianum, 1080 nucleotides long. Its product is annotated as putative RING finger protein. The transcript has a single exon. Gene Ontology annotation, molecular function: ubiquitin protein ligase activity. Bases 1 to 1080 code for a protein of 359 amino acids. Gene Ontology annotation, biological process: protein polyubiquitination; protein monoubiquitination. NCBI's taxonomy places the organism in Eukaryota, Fungi, Ascomycota, Sordariomycetes, Glomerellales, Glomerellaceae. The record is from RefSeq and is a predicted model, not a curated record.
AUGUCCCUCGAAGCGGCAACCGGCGAGAACUCAACCUCCCGAGAUCUCCAUUCAGCCGUCUUGCAGACCACACUACAGGAGAUAUCCUCGCGAUCGACCGAGCUCCAAGACUGCUGCGUCAUCUGCCUAGAGGAGAUCACCGAAGGCUGUGAGGCGCAACCCUGCCACCAUCACAAUUUCGACUACCUCUGCCUCGUGACAUGGCUGGAGCAGCAAACGGCAUGCCCGCUAUGUAAGACUGAGAUCAAGGAGGUCCGCUACGAUUUCAGCGACGACCGACAGCAAUGGAAAACGUUCAAAGCUCCAGAGCGGCUGCAGGAAAAGCCCAAAGCUGCGGGAACCUCUCCUCCGAGCCAACAGACGAGGCGAUUUUACUCACAGGCGCGCCCCCGACGCCCGCGACCAAAUGCGCAUCCGACCCGGACCUUCACGCCUUCUCAAGACGAGGUGAUUGCACGUCGGCGGGCCGUCUACCGCAACCAACUGUACUCGCUUCAUGUUGGCUCGAACCGGAUAUCGAGGUACAGAGACCUGACGCCGCAGCUGUUCGCCUCCGAUGCCGAGCUCGUCUCGCGCGCGCGCACGUUUCUCCGCCGAGAGCUGCAGGUUUUCGAGUUUCUAUCACCCGAUCACGAUGCGCGAUCUCAGGACGCCGACCCUGUUCGGCGACGCAGGGCAAACAAUGCCGAAUUCCUCCUUGAGUACAUCAUAGCGAUUCUUAAGACCGUCGAUAUGCAGGGCAGCAUGGGCCAGGCCGAGGAGCUGAUCCAGGAGUUUCUGGGAAGGGAGAACACGCGACUGUUGCUCCACGAGCUCAGAGCAUGGUUGCGGAGUCCCUACAUGUCGCUAGAGAGCUGGGAUCGUGCUGUGCAAUACCCAGAUGUUGUGCCUAAGCGGCGGCGAUCACAGAGUCCCGGCACGGCCGAUCGGGCGGGAUCCUCAGAAGGCGCCGAGGGCAUCUAUCCUUCGAGGUGGAGAAGAGACGAGCGACGCAGGUACCGGCGCGAACCCUACGAGUCGCGCCGGUCACGAAAUGACGAGAGAUUGAGAGAGGCGACGGCGCGAUACACCGUUGACUAA